AUGGUUUACCAUCUCCAGAAUUUGGAAAAAAUUUUGCCACAAAUUAAAAAAUUAACUCUAUGUAGUGAUUUAUGUUUUAAAUAUAAAGAUAUAAGAUUUAAUGCUAAUUAUUGGACAACUGAAGAAAAAGAAACCAAAGUUUUGGAAUGGCAUAAUCAUAUUAAAUAA
This is a messenger RNA of Cetraspora pellucida, 168 nucleotides long. NCBI's taxonomy places the organism in Eukaryota, Fungi, Glomeromycota, Glomeromycetes, Diversisporales, Gigasporaceae. The record is from the annotation of a GenBank genome assembly.